AUGGCCGUGCGCAUUGCCUGGCUGCGCGUCGGCGACCUGCGCUUGCGAGACAACCCCGCGCUGCACGCCGCAGCAGAAGGCGGCGCGAGGGUGGUGCCCGCCUUCGUGUGGUGCCCCGCCGAGGAGCGGCAGUUCACCUGCGCGGAGGAGGCUGCCAGCAGCGGCAGGGACUGGUCGUACGAGGGCACCGCGAUCCAGGCGCUCCUGCCGGCCGCCCUGCGCUCGCUCGACAGCGAGCUCCACAGGCGCUACGGCAACCGGCUGCGCAUCCUCUGCACGUCUGGCGAGGCGGGCGACUCCACGGGCGGGCGGCUGCUCCGGCUCGCGGCCGAGGUGGGCGCCGCGGCGGUGCACUUCAACCGCCGGGAGGAGCCCGCCGAGAGGCGGCGGGAGGGCGACCUGCAGCGCGAGGCGCGGGCGGCGGGCCUGCGCUGCGAGGCGCACGGCGCGUUCCUGUUCCGCGACCCGGAGCGCUGCCCCAUCCGGGAGCCGUGGGCAGAGGGAUGCACGUGUUCAAGGCGUUCUGGGACGGCUGGCACAAGGGCGGCGAGAUACGGCGCGCGCUGCCUGCUCCCAGGUCCUGCGCAGCGGCCGCGGGCUCGCGCUCGGGCGAGCCGUUCGCAGGCACCGCGGACCCCGUCUGGCCCUUCGAGGGGCCAGCGCCGGUGUCGCGCAUCACAGGGCGGCCGCUGCUGGAGGAUGCCGAGGCUCUCGCGGAGCACUGGGACCUGA
Messenger RNA from Prorocentrum cordatum, 732 nucleotides. NCBI's taxonomy places the organism in Eukaryota, Dinophyceae, Prorocentrales, Prorocentraceae. The record is from the annotation of a GenBank genome assembly.